UUAAGCUCUUAUAAAUAGAUCGAAAAUUACUCUCUCUAUAUAUCCUUUUCUUUUUGCGAACACUCUCUAGAAACCCAAAUCAAUUGAUCCCAAUAUUUCCCUCAAUUCCGUGUUCUUUUUUCCGGUGAAAGCUUUUCAGAGUCACCGGAUAAGUGAUAUGUGAAUUGGGUUUGGAUUAAUUUGCCCUAAUUUGACGUAUAUAUAUGCUGUGAUCGAUUUAUUGAUUGAUGAGGAAGAAGAGAAAAGGAUGUGAAAUUCUGUGCCCUAAUAAACAACAGCGAGAAAUAUGGGAUUCAACUUCAACCCAUGAUUCGAUGAUAUCGAAUUUGAAAAAAACCCAUUUUUCAUUAGUGGAAUGUUCUAGAAGGUUGAAAAAGAGGUGUAAGGAAGAUGAUGCUGUUGGCCUAGGAUCUUGUAGUAGAACUAGUAUUAGGCUUGCUGCUGCAACUGCUCCGGCACCAGGUGGCAGUUCGUCGAUUAGUUUGUGUACCCGAGGUUUGAAAAGAAAAAUAGGAUGUAUAGAUGCAGCCACACAGAUGGGUAGGAAGAAUAAGAUUGAAGAUGAUUAUGUAAUGGGGGAAGCAUUAGGGAAAGGUAAAUUUGGGUCAGUUUUUAUGUGUAGGAGUAAGUUAACCGGGGUUGAAUUCGCCUGCAAGACAUUGCCUAAAGGCGAAGAGACGGUUCAUAGGGAAGUGGAGAUAAUGCAGCACUUAUCGGGACACCCGGGUGUGGUGACAUUGCAGUCUGUGUAUGAGAAUGGGGAAAGUUUUCAUUUGGUGAUGGAGUUGUGUUCCGGUGGGAGGUUGAUUGACCGGAUGACGAAGGAGGGUAGGUUUUCGGAGCAUACGGCUGCUAAUAUAUUCAAGGAUUUGAUGUUGGUUAUACAGUAUUGUCAUGAUAUGGGAGUUGUACAUAGGGAUAUUAAGCCUGAGAAUAUCCUUUUAACUGCUUCUGGGAAGAUAAAGCUUGCUGAUUUCGGCUUGGCUAUGAGGAUUGCCAAUGGUCAGAGUUUAAGUGGUUUGGCUGGAAGUCCUGCUUAUGUGGCCCCUGAAGUACUUAUAGGGGAUUACGGGAAAAAGACGGAUAUUUGGAGUGCUGGUGUUCUUUUACAUGCUCUACUAGUUGGUGUUCUUCCGUUUCAAGGGGAUUCUUUGGAUGCUCUUUUUGAGGCAAUUAAGAGCAUGAAACUUGAUUUUCACUCUGAAAAAUGGCAAUCUGUGUCUAAACCUGCACGAGAUCUUCUUGAGCGGAUUCUCACGAGGGAUGUUGCUGCAAGGAUAACUGCAGAAGAAGUAUUAAGUCAUCCAUGGAUGCUGUUCUACACUGAGCGAACUUUGAAGACAGUGUCUGUCAGGUUGAAGCCAAAGCAUUUCUCGGGCACACCAAGCCAAAUACCAACAACUACCUCUAGACUAGAAACAGAUGGAAUGAAGAGAUGCAGUAAAUCUAACACUGGGGAAACCGAAGAUUUAAGGUGUGAAAGUUUGAAUAGAGAAUCUGGAGAAUCUGAAGAAUCCGACGACACUGGCUUAGUUGAUGUGCUUGCAGCAGCGAUAUUGCAUUGCAGGAUAUCUGAACCAAAAAGGAGCAGAUUGUGUGUUACAAGUAGUCCAAUAAGGGAACAAUGUUCGUCUAACUUGAAGUCUAGCCUAUGCAAGGCUUUCUGAUUCCAACCAUAAUCCAUGUACAGGUUUCUUUACUAUAAUGCUGAUGCCUCAUUUUCUUGGAGGACACUAGUUAAGUUACUAGCGAGCAAUUUCGACUGUACAAAGAAGCUUGGAUGCAGAUUAACUUGAAUAACACCAUCAUUAUUGGAAAUGAGAAGGUCUGUCGAAGAUUAAGAUGAAAGUUGAGGCCUUCCUUCACCUGACAGUGGAUAACAUGUAUUGGGGUAAAAACUGAUUGCUGUACAGACAUGUAAAUAGCUGAUGGCAGCAUAGAGAUAAUUCUUCUGAUUACAGUAUUAAAUGAGAAACUAACUGGUUUGAUAUCUCAUUAUUAUUUGUUUUUCUUUAACUUCAUGACUUCCUUAUCAGUUUUUGAAAUGUUUGAACCUGCACAUGGAGCAUUUUGCUGUGGUUUGCUCA
This is a messenger RNA of Nicotiana attenuata, 2087 nucleotides long. RefSeq names its product serine/threonine-protein kinase PEPKR2. Gene Ontology annotation, molecular function: calmodulin binding; ATP binding; calcium-dependent protein serine/threonine kinase activity. NCBI's taxonomy places the organism in Eukaryota, Viridiplantae, Streptophyta, Magnoliopsida, Solanales, Solanaceae. The record is from RefSeq and is a predicted model, not a curated record. The transcript is spliced from 3 exons. Gene Ontology annotation, biological process: protein autophosphorylation; intracellular signal transduction; peptidyl-serine phosphorylation. Gene Ontology annotation, cellular component: cytoplasm; nucleus. Bases 228 to 1667 code for a protein of 479 amino acids.